Anoplopoma fimbria (sablefish) is the source of this 1466-nucleotide messenger RNA. It is a transcript of the gene btr02, whose product is annotated as bloodthirsty-related gene family, member 2. The record is from RefSeq and is a predicted model, not a curated record. Bases 57 to 1373 code for a protein of 438 amino acids. Gene Ontology annotation, molecular function: protein binding. Lineage: Eukaryota; Metazoa; Chordata; Actinopteri; Perciformes; Anoplopomatidae. The transcript is spliced from 7 exons.
GAAGAAGCAGUGCAGGCUAACCGCAGUGUUCUUGACAAGCUUAACCUGGAGAGAGUAUGGCCUCUACAAUUAGCCUUCUUCCAGAGAAGCACUUCCUGUGCUCUCUGUGUAGAGACAUCUUCACCAGCCCGGUGACCAUACCAUGUGGACACAACUUUUGCUUGUCCUGUCUCUGCCACUACUGGACACGACACCAGUCCAAAUGCUGCCCCCGCUGCAGGAGACUGUUUAGUGACAGGCCUGACCUCAGCGUCAACCGCAUCCUGGCUGAAGUCUCAGAUAACUAUAGGAAGACCCGACCACAGAAACCACCAGAUGAGGAAAUGGUUAUAGAUGUCGAGCAAAUGAUUCAGGAGAGGCAGCAGAAGGUUGAAAGGUUGAAAUAUGCUCUGGAGCUCCAAAAGAACUCCUACCUCCGAGAGGUGCGUGAGAGCCAGAAGGUUUUUUCCGCCCUCGUACACGCUAUGGAGAAGAACCACAAAGCAGUGGUUGACGCAAUUGAGGGGAGACAGAGAGAGGAGGAGAAGAGAGUAGAAACACUAGUGAAGGAGAUCGAACAGGAGAUCAAGGAGCUGAGGAAGGAGACCACUGAAGCCGAUCCCCAUAUUCCUGUAAUAAGUGAUCAAGACGACGAUACGAACCAAGUUACCGUGAACAUUGUUCCCACUGUUUGCCCCUCUGAGAUGAAGGAUUGGUCCAAGGUUACCAUAGAAACUGACCCAUGUGUUGGGGUCACCAGACGAGCACUGUCAGACAUAAUGGAGAAGAUUAAGGUAGAAGUCAACAGGCUCUCCAAAUCGGAAUUGAAAAGAAUAGAGAAAAACAUAGUGGAUGUCAAUCUGAGCGCUAAAACAGCCCACCCCUUCCUCUCCGUCUCAGAUGACAGAAAACAGGUGAGACACACGGACAAGCUUCAAGAGGUACCAGAUCACCCCAAGCGGUUCGACCGUGUGGCAAACGUGCUGGCAAAAGAAAGCUUCAGCGGCGGGAGGUGCUACUGGGUGGUGGAGGUCGGGGAGAAGAUCGAGUGGAAUCUGGGUGUUGUCAAACAGUCCAUAAACAGGAAGGGCAAAUUCUCUGUCUGCCCAGCAAACGGUUUCUGGACUUUAAGCCUGAAGCCUGGAGGCCAGUUCAUUGCCAACACCUCUCCCGUGACGCCGUUGGCUCUGGAGCAGAGACCCAGGAAGGUGGGCGUGUUUCUGGACUACACUGAGGGCCGCGUGUCCUUCUACUGCGCAGAAUCUGGAGUCCACAUUCACACCUUCACAGAUACAUUCACUGACAGGCUUCAUCCAUUCUUCAGUCCUGGUCGCCUGCAUGGCAGCAAAAACGAUGCUCCCCUAAUCAUCUCUUCGAGUUUCUGCAGCAUCUAAACAUCAUAUUAUUGUUUUUAUUUUUAUAUUUAUAAUUCUCCAUUAUAAAUACAGUUGUUGUGCAUGUGAUUAUCUUUUCAGUAUCAAAUCCAG